Melanaphis sacchari is the source of this 2260-nucleotide messenger RNA. RefSeq names its product F-box/LRR-repeat protein 21. Bases 910 to 2076 code for a protein of 388 amino acids. Lineage: Eukaryota; Metazoa; Arthropoda; Insecta; Hemiptera; Aphididae. The record is from RefSeq and is a predicted model, not a curated record. Gene Ontology annotation, molecular function: protein binding. The transcript has 7 exons.
GGCAUACGUUUGUUUUUGAUGACACGACCCUUACGCGAAGAAAGUUUAACUAUUAUUCAGGAUGGCAGAGCUCAAAUUGGAAAUGAAAGGUCAAAUUUUUGACGACAUUCCGAUCAUCCAAAGAGUUGGUUCUAAGUAGAAAAGCAAUUCCACAAGUUCUCCAGAGCGCUUGCACAGCUUUACCGGCGCUGUAACGAGUGUGUAAUUAGACAAGGACUCUACGUAAAGUGUUGAUGCGAAUAAAUUCGUUUAUUCUGUAUUUUUAUUUAAUAAUUUGGUUCAGGAACUUUCAGAUAUACUAUGAAUGUGUUUACUAUAUUUUUAAAUACUGUUGUGAGAAAAACUUAUAAAAAACCAAGUAUUACAUUUUUAUACUUUUUGACCGAAAAAAUAAAAUGUAUGAACAUAUAUAAUCUACCAUUUGGCAAUUAGAUCAAUUAUUCUUCAUGUCAUUGUAAAAUCUAUACCUACAUUUCUAGGACUGCAUGAGCUCUAAAAUUUCAUGCUGUGAGUAGUAAAUCAUUGAAAUCGACUUAUCCUUUAAAAAAUUAAAAUACAAUAUUUUUAUUAAUUUAUGUAACAAUCUAUUAUAAAUACCUAUACAAUACAUGAAAAUAUCCGCGAAUAAGUGUAAAUUUACAGAUAUAUUUUGGUGGAGUGAUGGGUGUAUGUUUACCUAUCUAUAACGCCGUACUAUGCUGAUUAUACGAUUAAAUGUAAUAAAAACAAAUUUAUUUUACGAAUUAUGUUUUUACUAGUUUCUUCAUAUUUAUUAUUGAUGCGUAUGCUUAGGUACUAAUUUCAUCGAAUUUUUCAUGUUCCAGUCAUUAAAGAAGUUGGUCAAGACAUAACAAUAAAAUGAAAUGUAUUUUAAUGAUAUAAUAUAUCUAAUGGCAUUAUAGAUAGUACAUGUUAGAUCAUCUACGAGUACAAUUGUGCCUUCAGUCCAUUGGUCGUUACAUUAAAGUUUUGGUAUUCAAACCGAUUACUAAUUUUUAUAACCUGUACGAAUUCAUGAACAUGAUAUCAUUCUACGCUGAACACGGCCAAGGAAUAGGAUCAAGAAUAAGCACCUUACAGUACACAUUCCCGUGCAACAUGGCAACGUCGCGUAUCGACGAAUCGGUUUUGUAUGGAACAGGAGGUAAGCUUUUGGAAGCGCUUAAGAGAUUGAUGGGUAAUUUGCCGUCACUCGAAAGAUUGGAAUUGAUAGAUUUGAUGUUGGAAAACGAAGACGCGCAGACGUUAUUAGACCAAGUGUGUUUCUACUGUUGUACCACGUUGAAAACCUUGGUAUUGGUGAAUACUACUAAAUACUUAUGCCAAUUGCUCCAUCCCGGAGUUUUCAUUAACUUACAGGUGUUGGUGAUUAGUCCUCAGAAUUUAGGAAGCGAUUUGUUGUUGAUGUUGGGUCAAAUCAGACUCAGUCACUUGCACAUACUCCAAAACCGUUAUACGCCCAUCGACAUCGAACCCAUGAACUCAUUCGACUGGAAACAUUGUGUGAAGACAAACGCAACAUUAAAAGUACAUCUCAGGGUGGAAUCUAUCCGAGAAAGACAGAUUUUAUGGCAACCUAAUUCACCUGUAACAAGUAUAAUUUUUAAAUCACCAAACAUGCAGAUGACCGCUGAAAUUUUAAAUAAAACAAUUGAAAUGUACUCUGAUCGAUUGCGGACGUUUGGGUAUCUGGAACUUCCAAAAUUCUACCAACCAUCGUCAUUCAAAGAGCGAAUUGAUACGACCUUAGUAAACUUAAUCCAGUUUUGUCCUAAGCUGGAUACAUUAAUGAUUAGAGAAAAAAUAUCUACGUGCACAUUGUUAUUGAUUUCAUACUAUGGUCAUUCAUUAAAAUUUUUACACGUUCGUCGCAAUGCCGUAAUAUUACGAUGUGAUUGGCCACGUCAAAAUGAUUGGUCAGAUGAGUUUUAUCAAUGGUUGAAAAAGUCCAGCACAUCGUACAAAAUAGUAGAAGAAGAAAUUGCGUUAUCUUUAGGUUUGAACAAUUGGACUAUGCUUAGUGAUCGAGAUUUUAAACGUAUAUCUCCGCAACUUUAUUCAUCGUAUUACAAAUAAAUAAAAUAUACCUAAAAACUAUAUCUAUAUUUUGACUUAAAAAUUAUUUUAUUUUUUAUGAAAUAAAAACUAAUGAAAGCUAAAAAAUAUUAAGAUUGUAUAAUGUAUAUGAAAUGUAUUGGUUAUAAUAACCUGUUAAUGUAAAAAAAAAAAAUUAUUUUUUUUAUAAUUUGCUGAAAAAAAU